CUCCGUGCUAAACCACUCUCCUGUCUGCUCUCCGCUGUGUUUAUGAAACUCCGACUUGCUUUUCGUGCUAUUGAGGGAGUGCAGCGUGGGUUUACAAGGUUAAUUCCCGGGAUGGCGGGACUGUCAUAUGCUGAGAGAAUGGAGCGGCUGGGCUUGUACACUCUGGAGUUUAGAAGGAUGAGAGGGUAUCUCAUUGAAACAUAUAAGUUUGUUAAGGCUUUGGACACGCUAGAGGCAGGAAACAUGUUCCCGAUAUUGGGGGAGUCCAGAACCAGGGGCCACAGUUUAAGAAUAAGGAGUAAACCAUUUAGAACGGAGACGAGGAAACACUUUUUCUCACAGAGAGUGGUGAGUCUGUGGAAUUCUCUGCCUCAGAGGGCGGUGGAGGCCGGUUCUCUGGAUACUUUCAAGAGAGAGCUAGAUAGGGCUCUUAAAGAUAGUGGAGUCAGGGAUAGGGGGAGAAGGCAGCAACGGGGUACUGAUUGGGGAUGAUCAGCCAUGAUCACAUUGAAUGGCGGUGCUGUCUCGAAGGGCCGAAUGGCCUACUCCUGCACCUAUUGUCUAUUGUUUAUCUCCCUCCCUUCCUCUCUCUUUCUCACCUUUCUCUCCUCUCUCUCUCUCCCCUCUGCCCGCGGGUAGAUGACGAGUGCCCCGAUGCGUCUCCAGCGCGUGAGAACUGCGAGUUUGAUGAGGUUUGUGAGGAUGCGAGCUGCAGGUACAACCAGUACGUCACCUGCCACCUCAACCGCUGCGGGACGUGCGAGGCCGUGUUCCGCGGCUUCGACAACUUCACCGUCAACUGCGACCAGCUGACCCCCAAGUGCCGGCUGAUCCAGCUGGAGAUGCUGCACAAGAGCCGGACGGCCAGCCGGCAGCCGGGAGGGAGGAGAGCGGACGAGCUGUACGACCCCGAGUGCGAGCACAACGGCACCUUCAAGGCCAAGCAGUGCGACGACUCCAACCAAUGCUGGUGUGUGGACAGCGCUGGGGUCAGGGUCACCGACAAGACCGGAGACGACCCCAAGUGUGGCCAACUCGUCCGAGUCCAGGUGACCCCAAGUGCCGCUGAAUCCAGCUGGAUAUGCUGCACUAUCGCUGAGCCGGACGGCCAAUCUGGCAAGCCGGGAUGGAGGAGAGGCCCCACGAGCUGUACAACCCUCGUGAAACCAGAAGCGAGCGACACCAACAACAAGCCGUGCGCUGAUCCAACCAAUGGAGUGAAAGUGGCCAUUAAACUGGUGAAGGAGUACACCCUGAAGGUAACCCAGAUCCUGGAGAUCACGGUCCAUGAGUGGUCGGGGGAAAUCUGCAUCCGUCUGAGUGAGAACGGCACCAAAGACGCAGCCGACAUCUCCACCGUGGCGUACUACAUCGAGCGGGAUCUGAAGAUGAACAGGUUUGCGCUGGCAGUGGAUGGGAAGAGCCUGCAGGUGGAGAGGGAAUCUGUGCAGGUCUGGUUCUUCGACAAUGAGCCUCCUCGAAUCAACAUGAAGACCAUCUCGCCGGGAUUCGCUGCCAUCAUCAUCAUCGUUGCUCUGGCCAUCCUCACGGGCAUUGCCGUGUUUGUUGUGGUGAGAAGGAGGGCCAGGGAGGACCGGCAGAGGAUCCAGUUUGAAGUGAUUGAGGGCCAGGAAAUGGAGGACCACCAGCUUUCCCAGAGGAUGGGUCCAGCAGCACGCUAACCCUCGAGAGAGAGAGAGAGAGAGAGAGACGAACUUCACCUAUGGAAAUCUUGGAACCAAGCUGGCUGCUCGUUGCACCCAGGAGCCUCUGUAACCUUGACAACGACCCUCGACCGCACCUUGUUCAGCGCAGUGACGCGAGCAAGAAUCUGCAGAGAGUUGUGGACGCAGCCCAGACCAUCACGCAAACCAACCUCCCUUCCAUUGACUCCAUCUACACUUCACGCUGCCUCGGCAAGGCCAGCAGCACAAUUGAGGACUAGUCUCAUCCCCGCUCGCUCCCUCUUCUCCCCCAUCAGGCAAGAGGAACAGAAGGGUGAAAACGCACACCUCCAGAUUCUGGGACAAUUUCUUCCCAGCUGUUAUCAGGCAACUGAACCAUCCUAUCACCAACUGGAGAGCAGUCCUGACCUCCCAUCUACUUCUUUGGAGACCUUUGGACUAUCUUUGAUUGGGUUUUACUGGACUUUAUCUUGCAUUAAACGUUAUUCCUUUUAUCCCGUAUCUGUACACUGUGGACGGCUCGAUUGUAAUCAUGUAUUGCCUUUCCACUGACUGGAUAGCACAAAAAAAGAAAAAGCCUUUGACUGUACCUCGUUACACGUGACAAUAAACUAAACUAGUGAGUCCAAAUGAAAAAUGAGCACGUGGGGAGCUACACAGAAGAUGGUGGUCGAUGGCUUGUUGCCAGGCAACGAGCUCAGCCAUUUUGCACGACCCUCCAGUCAGCAGCUGUUCCAGAUGUGUAGCCAGCGCUCCAGCUGUGCCCUCCAGCUCAAAAGCAAAGAUCCCACGGCACCACGGGAAGAACAAACAACUCUAUCCGGUGAAAUCAAAGACCCUUCUUCAACUAAAUCACCUGCUUAAGGUAGCUCCACACAGCGUAGAACCUCGAACAGGCCCUUCUGCCCACAAUGUUUGUGCCGACCAUCUCCGAUCCUCCUGCACAGAAUCCAUACCCAUAUACCUAUCCAAAAGCCUCCCGAGUGCCACGAUCGUAUUUGCCUUGACCACCACCUCCAGCAGCACAUCCCAGACACCCGACAUCCUCUGUGAAAAAAAAAAAACUUGCCCCGCACAUCUCCUUUAAACAUUGCCGCUCUCACCUUAAAGCUAUGCUCUCUUUCCAUCCUGGGGAAAAAGGGUCUCACUGUCUGCCAUUAACACCCAAAAUGUUUUUAUACUUCUACGAAAAGCAACAAAAGCUUUUCACCAUACCUCGGUAUACAUGGCAUUAAACUGAACUAAACUAAUUCAGGGCUCCUCACAACCUCUGGCAUUCCAGAGACAACAAUCCAAUUCUGGACAGCCGCUCCCUGUAGCUAAUACCCCUUAAUGCAGGCAUCAUUUCUGGUAAACCUUGCCUGCACCUUCUCCAAAGCCUCCACAUCUUUCCUGUAAUGAGGUGACCAGAACUGCACACAAUACUCCAAAUUCAGACCAACUAAAGCCCUGUAAAGCUGCAUCGAGAUCUCCUGACUCUUACAUGCAAUGCCCUGACCCGUGAAGCCAAGCAUACCUCAUGCCCUCUUCAUUGUAUACUCUAGAAUCGUAUACCCUGAAGGGUGCGACCCGAUGUGUCGUCCAUUCCUUCUCUCCGUAGAUGCUGCCUUCCCCGCUGAGUUUCUCCAGCAUUUUGCGCCUACCUUCGAGUUUACCAGCGUCUGCAGUUCUUUCUUACGCAAAUCUGAUACAAUCAAUGGUCUAAACUUCUUCAGAGCUGUUCCGAUAGCUCACAGGUUUUGCUGUCGACCUCUUACCUCCAAAGGGCGGAAACUGCCUCCGGGAAAGGACACAGAGUGCCCUAGUAACUACGCAGGCUAUAUGUGAUAGUAGAAGUAGGCCAUUCAGCCCAUCAAGUCCACUCCGCCAUUCAAUCAUGACUGAUCUGUCUGUCCCUCCUAACCCCAUUGGCCUGCUUUCUCCCCAUAACCCCCGACACCCGCACUGAUCAACAAUCUAUCUCUCUCUGCCUAAAAAAUAUCCGCUGAUUUGGCCU
Molecule: messenger RNA, 3681 nt
Organism: Leucoraja erinaceus (little skate)
Lineage: Eukaryota; Metazoa; Chordata; Chondrichthyes; Rajiformes; Rajidae
Product: epithelial cell adhesion molecule-like
Exons: 8
Coding region: 489-1682 (397 amino acids)
Cellular component (GO): membrane
Source: RefSeq, a predicted model, not a curated record